AAUAGAGAGUAGAGAGGUUAAAUUAAUGAAUUAAAUUGCGGUAAAGUUUUACCUGGACAGUAAUGUACUAAUAAAGAUAGUAAAGCUUUAAUAUAUAUAUAUAUAUUUAAAAAUCUAUAAGGUUAGCAUAUGGAUUUGGGAUAUCUAAAGUUAAGUAGUUAUUUGAAUUCUAUAAGCACAGUAAAUGAUCCAAUGAGAGAAAAGAUGUGAGGGAAGUGAGCAGUGAGUAUGAAGUCAUGGUAUCAAUGUUGGCCAGUCUCUGUGUAUCGUGGAUGAAGGUGUUGGUAAAGGGAAGACUUGUGACUAACCCAUCUAUCAGAAAGUCUGUUGUGCCCUCUUAUGGUUGGAGUGAGAUAUUGAACGUUUGCAGCAGAUGUGUGAACUGCAAAUUGUGACAGUUUUUGUGUUCCCAACACCUCUCCAUCCUACCCGCUUUGCACUCACUGUAAAUCACUAUAGAUGAGAGAACAAAAUUAUUAAAAUGUAAGUGUUCCGAAUUCAGGGAAAUGAGAACCUGAAAGAGAGAUGAAAACUGACAUACUCUGCCUACAUACAUUUAGCAACUUAGAAAUAAGAGAACUUACAGUGACAAUGAGGAAGUUACACAUCACUAAUCACAGGAAAUAGAUUCUUGAUUUUUCUUUAACCAGUUCAGAGACUCUGACACUUAAUAGCUGAGAAGGGACAGAAAAAAGAACAGCAAAGCACAAUGGUUGAAUUCAGAUGGAUUAAAAUGUCUUUAUUUCUGAUACUGCUGCUUCAGUUGACAGUGACGCCACAACAUACCCCCAGGUUUGUUGUCAGUGUUGGAGAUGAAGUCACUUUGCCUUGUGAAAAUGUGAUACAUGAUCAGGACGCAUGUGAAAAUACCAACUGGCUUUUCAGUAGCUCAAACGCACAAUCUGUAGAGCUUAUUAAACAAGGGCAGAUUAAUGAAAAGGCCAAGGCUAAAUCAGACAGACUGAGUGUUGCUGCAAAAUGUUCCCUUUUUAUAAAGAAGGUCACAGCUGAGGAUGUUGGUUACUACACCUGCAGACAGAUAAAAUCAGGACAAGAUGCAAAUGUUUAUCUGUCUGUUGUUACCAUGACUGAACAUAAAGACCCUGAUAAGGUGACGUUAACCUGCUCUGUGUCGACAUCUGGAGGGUGUGGACACACAGUGAAGUGGCUGUAUGAGGGUAAAGAUGUGGACAAAGACAACAAAGACAUGAAGACGUUGCAGUCUGACUGCACAGUUACUGUGGCAUUUCUUACCUCUUCUCUCAAGCAGAAGUCACAGUAUCAUGAGUUGUUGAAGUGUGAAGUGACUGAUGACUACACUAACAAAGUGCAGCUGCUUCCCUUCAGCCCUCAGCCCUCAGGUGAGGAGGCGACAACGAUAAGAACAACUGAAAACAGAAAGUCAAGUACCAACAUAACAGCACCUGGCAACAGUGAUACUCCAACAACACUACAAGGUUGGUGGUCGUACAUCAUUGUGGCUAUAGGUUUAGUGGCACUUGUAAUAAUCAUUGUGACGGUCAUCAGAUGGAAGAGAACUAAAGGCAACAAAACACAGAUGGAUGAAAACACUAGACAGAGCCUAAACCCUGUGAUGACUGAGUCUGCUCCAGAAACCAGUCAGGACAUGGCUGAUCCUGAAGUUUCCUACGUCUCCAUCAGCUACACCAGGAAGACCAACAGUAAAGCCAAGGAUCGGGUUAAAAAUGAUGAUGAUGAAGGUGAUGCAGUGACCUACAGCACGGUGAAAGCUUCCUCUUCUUCUGGAUCCUCUGCUGAUCCCAGCAACAUCUACGCCACCAUCAACUAACCAAACAAAUAAGAGACUGCAGUACCUGAGAACCAUUUUACCAAUUUUGGAUGUCCACUGGCAUUUUGCAGAGAAUAUUGGAAUCUUCAGCUGUCUUUACCUGUCAGCCUGAUCCAUAAUGGGCAGAUCUUUAUAAUGUCACUGGCCAGGAAAACUCUCAAAGAUCAUCAGUCUUGAAAAUCUGUAAAUUGGUGACUAUUAUUAAAGUAUGUUAUUCUUGAUAUUCUCCAUGAAUAACCACCCAAAACAGACUCAGCCUGCUGGCUUGAUGUCUGCAGAGGAGAGGGAGGGGUGAGUUGCAGACUUCUUUCUGUGUUUUAUGUUGAGUCCACCACUGAGGCAUGGUACACAUACGAGUAUUAUCUAGACCUACUCUUGGCUGCAGAGGUAGACUGGUCUAAAACAAGUCCCCCAAAUUAAACAACAAAAUACGUCGUUUGUCCAUGCCCUGUAGAACGACACAUAAAAGCUUUUUCUGAUCUGACUCCUCUAUCAGCAGGACGACCUCAUUUCUCUGUGUCGCCCAAAACUCUUACAAAUCACGGUUGAAAAUUAAAUAUGUUUAAUGAUCAGACAAUGCCAUGGUUAAGGUUUGGUGAGGUUUAGGGAAAGAUCAUGGUUUGGGUUGAAAUGACUGCUUUGUCAAGGAGCUUCGUUGUCAUGGUUACAAUAACACGUGGUUAAGAUUAGGGAACAGAGGCACAAUUUCCAAAUCUCAGUCUCACUGACAAACACACCAAAAACAAUCACAACGAUAAACCAGCCUCUUUGCCUUGAUGUGAGAGGAAGACAAAGUUUUGAAUACUGACUUUAAGAUGUAAAUAUUUGGAUAUUUCAGGGCAGCUUUAAACAGUAAAACAUUGCUAAGUGAAUAGUUAAAGCUUUCUGAUGGGAAAACCAAAUCAUUUUUUAUACCUAGAGUGACUUUGAAUUUCACCAGAACCACAUUCUCAACCACAUCAUUUUUAGAAAUGUACUCUGUGUGAUGAUUCUAACUGUAUAAAAUUAUUCUGUUGUGUGAUUUGUUUCAUUCAUGCUUUGCAUCUAAAUAUACAUACAAACCUCUAUA
Molecule: messenger RNA, 2879 nt
Organism: Siniperca chuatsi (mandarin fish)
Lineage: Eukaryota; Metazoa; Chordata; Actinopteri; Centrarchiformes; Sinipercidae
Exons: 9
Coding region: 710-1810 (366 amino acids)
Biological process (GO): T cell activation; positive regulation of ERK1 and ERK2 cascade; interleukin-15-mediated signaling pathway
Cellular component (GO): membrane raft; external side of plasma membrane
Molecular function (GO): MHC class II protein binding; protein tyrosine kinase binding
Source: RefSeq, a predicted model, not a curated record